UAAAAAUUGUCUCUAACUAAUGUGACCAAGCGCGCUAAGAUAUAUACACAUUCUAGAACCGUAGUUCAAUAUGCUGAUAGUUUAUCUCUAUUACUGUCUUCUGAAUCGUUCGUUCUUAAUUUCUACAAACUUUGACAAUAAGCAUGUAAAUUGUCUGAAGUGAUGGUAAAGAUUUAUAGCUCAGAUAGAUGCUUUUUUAGUGUUGCACUUUUUUAAUCGGAUGGUUUAAUUGGGUAUUUUUCGUUGCUGUGGUCGACAUUAUCAUUGCUUUUUAUUAUUAGUCCUACUAUUUAUUCCUAAUUAUUAAAGGUUCACUUCUGUGUGAAUUAGGCACUGAUAAUGUUGUCUAGAACGGCAAUGAAAGCCUGAGAGUUAGGCCACCCAAGUCAAAGAAUACAACACCACCAUAUUUGUUAAUCAACUUUUGUCGGUACUAAACGUCAGUAAGUCGUGUUUGCGUCUAUUUAUUGUGUGGACUUUUUAAAAUUAUGACUGGUCUUUAGCUAUAUGCUUGAAAUUUUGAUGGGGGUUUGUAGGAUGAUUAUGAAGUAUGGUUAGGGGUUUUAGAUGACGCGACAAAAUAGGUCACAGUGGCCCAAAUGUAACUGUUUUUUGCUUUACUUUAGUUAUUGAGUAUAGUAACAUUUAACACUUCUCCUGGAUUUCAAUUUUUCAUGAGACUGAUGUUUUUUAUAUAUAGUUUUCCACAGCAAUUAUUAUUUCAAAUUCCUAGCUUUUCGUUCUACUGAUUCUUUACUGUAUCGUGACUUUUGUUAGUUUUUAUUAUUACCAGAUCGUUGGCUGUGUUUGUCAGUAACGUUUUAGGUUUUUUUGAUAACCCGUUUAUACGCAUCAUAUAUAAUAUCGAUGUUUUAGGUUUCAAAACUUGGUUGUCGUGCAUUUGCCCUUCUUUUUGAUGAUAUUGAACCGCGCCUAUGUCCUGCAGAUCGAGAGGUAUUUAACUCAUCAGCCCGUGCUCAGGUUAUGUUCGCGAAUGAAAUUUACAAUCAUUUAGGAUGUCCAGAUGUCUUUUUAUUCUGUCCAACGGAGUACAGUGCAAGUUUAGCAGUACCUAAUAUUAAUAAAUCAGAAUAUCUAGCGACAGUCGCUUCCUGUUUAGCACCAGGUAUCGCUGUAAUCUGGACCGGUCCGCUUGUAGUAUCUAAACGAAUUUUAACUAAGGAGCUGAAGGAAUUAUCUACUUUACUACAACAUCCUAUCGUUUUAUGGGACAAUCUACAUGCUAAUGAUUAUGACCAGCGUCGCGUAUUUAUAGGACCGUACAGUGGUCGACCCUUAGCUUUACGUCGCCAAGGCUUGCUUAGAGGAGUGCUGACCAAUCCGAAUUGUGAAUUUGAAGCAAACUAUGUGGCGUUUCAUACUCUUGCACAAUGGUCGAGACAAGCUGGUAGCAAACAUAUAAUACAAUCAACUGAUACAGAAAUGCUAUGUACAAGUGAAGAUUUUGAAUCUAAUGCUUCUGAUGAUAACGAAGUGAUUGAUGAUGGUAUCGAUGAUCAAAAGUCAGGUGAUAUUAAUGAACACCCGUCUGUCUGUCAGGAUGACUGUGUAAGUAGAAAACGACAAUAUGCAUCUGUUUACAGACCUCGUGAGGCUCUCCGUAUAGCUUUGCGAGACUGGCUUGCAUUAAUGCUUCAGGUUGGUGCUUCAAAACCUAGCACGGCUAUAGGUACUCCUACACCUAUGGAUACAGACAAUCUUGAAACUGGUCAAAACGAAGCUCCCAUGCAGGUUGAAUCCACCCCUUCCAAUGUCGUCAUGACUUCUGAUAAUCAUUCUUCUGAAACCCCUAUUUCAGGUGAUGUAAAUUCAGUUACUGUUACCUUAGAGGAUUUGGAAAUGUUCGCUGAUCUUUUCUAUUUACCUUUCUCUCAUGGACCCUCAGCUAUUCGUCUACUAGAAUUAGGACAUUGGUUACGUGAAUAUUCGUAUGUUUGUGGACCUAACCCAUCUGAUCUUGAGAAAGCAACUGAAUGGAACAAAAAGUUAUCAGAUUAUAUAGAUAUGGUUUCUACAAUUGGUCGAAUACGAGAUCGUAUACAACGCUUACCAUCUAAAAGUAUCUCCUAUGAACUAGUACCAUAUAUAACCGAAGUUCAUAGUGUAGUUGGAAUUAUCCUGGAUUAUUUCCGAUGGUUAGAAACUGGAGUCAUGGCUUUUCGUAGCAUGUCUCAUUUAAAGCGGCUUUUAACAUGGUUUUCGCCUGGUUACCGUGAUAUGGUAACAUCUGGUGAUCAAGAACCAUGGACAUUUCGUGGUGGAUUGAUAACAGAACUUCAGAGAAUUUUACCUCUCGAAUCUGCUCAAGAUCUUUUCCCUGCACCAAGUCGUGCUGUCCCAGGCAUGACUACCAUUCCUUGUUUGAAUUGGCCUGAUAAUGCAUCAAGUGUAUACACACCACUUGCGCCUUCUGUUCCCCCAAUGAUUCCAAUUCAACCUUCAAUUUUCCCAAAUUUUUCAAGGUUUCCAUCAUAUAUAGUUCGACCAUAUAGACCUGAAGAUAAAUCAUGUAUGUAUGGCUUAUUCAGAAAACUACUUUUGACUCGUGUUGGUUUACCUGAAAACGCUCUUCCAUUAGAAUUCCAGGAUUUACCAGGUGACAAGUAUUUACUUCCAUUUCUACAACAUUCACCUGAAAAUUGUUUUAUGGUUAUGGGUCCACCCUUCCUGCAGACCUCAGUUGAUUGCUCUAGCUCAGUCACAAAUACUGAUCACUCUACCACAGGUAAUUGUGUUGGCUUUGGUGUUUCAGCACCAGAUGCUGUAUGUUGGGCUCGUGAACGUACUACUCACUAUCGAGAGUCAAUGAAAUUGAAAUAUCCACGUGAUUUCCAAAUUGGAGUACACAAUUUAUCGCAUUGUAACAAAUUAGUCGUUGGAAAUGGUGAGACCAACAACUCUAACUUGAACGUUGUUACUGCGACUGAUACUGCUCGAUUGGAACCUCCUGUAAUUUCAUCUGCCCCACUUUCCCCUUUAACAGAUGAUCGUUCUUCAAGCAUUACUCCAAAUCAAAAUUCUGUGGCUGUCGAAGAAUUCAUCAAGUCUAUGAUUUCUUCUUUCCACAACGAUACAUCUGAAGUUGUUGAUAUUGCCGCAGCUGUGAAUUUACUCCCUCCUCCUGAACCACUUGGUGGAUGCCUUCCCAUGGAGCCACCACUAUCUGGUUGUUUGGAACAAUGUGAACCUAAUUGUACGACUGCUCCAAUUACUUCUAAUAUUCCUACUAAUUUGUCAUCUCAAUUGGAAUUAAAAUCUUCUUUUCCUAUUGAUGAAUGUGGUACAACUAUCCCAGCUUUACCUUUACCUACACCUAUUUUACCAGAUACCGCUCCUCCAUCUCCACCAUCUGGAACUACUUGUGCACCAUCAUUAGUGCCUGAGACAUGUUCAAGUAGUCCUGCAACAACAAAUUCAGUGAUAGCUCGGAAUCUUAUUGUUGCCGGUGGACCAGAAGCACUUCAUAGUGCUUUAACAGCUCAUCCCGCUAUUAUAUGGAUUGAAUUUGAUGAUAUAGGAUUAAAUAGUUGUGUUAGUGGUCCUACACCUGCUAUGCUUAUUAAUCAUAAUCUUGGAUUAUGUGCAGAUUCACCUGAAGUGUUGUUGGAUUCUGUGGCACGCCGAUUAUUUAUUUGUUUGUUAGCGGCAUUGAAGACAGUCGGCGCUCAUGGAGCACAUGUACAGUUGGAUACUAUCAAUGAACAUCGGGCAGAACUUUAUCGACGUUUUGGUUUUUAUCCUAUUCCAGCAGCUUCAAAUGAACAAACAACUGUUUUAGCUCGUUUAAUUUGAUGAAAAUCCUAUUCCUCUUCCCGUCACAUAAUCUAAGACAUAGUUUUCUUGUGUGAAGUGUUCAAUUAUCAAUGUUGAUCAUGAUGUUGCUUAAAUUACGUUCCUAUUCUAAAUCCAUAUUAUUAAAUGCUAUCACUGUAGAUUAUCAAUUCACACACAUACAUAUAGUUGUUUGUUUGUAUGAAUAAUUCAAAGACUAUUCUGCACGUUAAUGAAUCUUGUUUUGACUCGUACGUGCAUUUCUGUUUAUAUGUAUGUUUGACAUAGAAAUAUAAGUUUAUUAUGUUUAUUUAGACAAGUGAAUCUAAUUUGUCCUCUUUCUCUAAUCCAUAAUCUAAUUUGUUUUUAAUAUCCUUUGGUUAAACAUUAAAAGCACAAAAGUUAAGAAACGCGUAUAGUUGGGUUCUUUUUCAGUGAACGUGCUUCUAUAUAUACAGAUAGCUCAGUUAAUUGAUAAAAUAACUUUUCUACCAUUUCUUCCAUUGUCCUGUAAUGUUGUUACAUCAUAACGUUUAUAAGUAUAUUUAUGCAAACAGUCAAGUUGAAAGUGAUCUCUUAUAAAUUGAAAUUACAAAUUUCUUUUGAUCUCUUUCAGCGUAUCUAUACAUACAUAAAUACAUGUAGUCUUUUAUUUUUAAUUGUUAUUUGUGCCGAUAUUAAUGUUGCUUCCUUUGCAGGAGGCUCAUUUUAAUAUAAAUUGGAUGAAAAUAUAAUUUGUUAACCUUUUUCUUUUGCAACCUGUAUAGUUUAUACAUAAACUCUUGAGAUUACAUAUGCAUCAGAACUGAUUGUCCAAAAAACUAGAAAUAAUACUUUUGUCGUAUACUUAAUAUAUUAAACGCCACUGUAUUACUGAUCAAUGAAAUGACUGAUGAAAUUAUUGAAAUCACCAGGAUCCUGUCAAAUUAAGUCGAAGGAUGUACUUCAUAGCUUGAUGUUUAUCAAAAGUAUGGUUUUAACACAAAACCAUUAUCUCUGGAUGCGUAACAUCAAUGUUUACAUAAAUUCCUGCUGGUGGAAAAGAUGAAUUAUAUAUCGAAGCGAAAAAUACAUAUACUAAUCUCACAUAAAUUUAAUCAGUUGGAUGUUAAUUACGUUAAAUCUCCAUUUUAUGUUCCACAACGAAUUUUAUGGAUAGCUGGGUCAUGUAGCGCUAAGUUCUCGUCUUUCAAAAAAUAACCUAUUUUAUCUGAAUAAAUACUGGGAAAUGUCACGCUACGUGACACACUGAACACUUCUAAUAUCCUGGAGACGGCAAGUUUAUUAUCGGUGGUAAAUAAAAAUUAACUUUUAAGUAUAUUAUACAAAUUCCAAACAAUUAAAUUUAUUUACGAGAAAAUAUAUUGUCUACCCUCACCAAAUUUUGAAAUAUGCUCGUAAGUAACUCGUUAGCCGGACAGGAUAUUAACUCACACAUUUCUAGAUAUAAAACAAACCUUGGUAAAUUUUGCAACCACAGAAUCCGUUGUAUAGUUCUUUUCUGAUUACAAUCUACAGUUAGAAAUAGAGGCAUUGUAGAUUUCCCUACUGAAAAAUAGGAUAUCGUCAAUAGUUUCACAAAAAUGCAUAUGUUUUGAUUUAGAUGUAUUUUUCUUGUUCUUCCGUUUAGAGUUGCUUUGUUCUAUACAUUGUUGUUUUGUUUCUUUAUACUUGCUAAUAUAUAGAACUUGUAACCUUGUGUGAUUUUCUUAUUCUAAAAAUGAAUCGUGUAGUUUAUUCUUGUUGAUAUAAUUAGUAUUCAUACUUGAAACAGCUGUGCAAAAAUUCUUUAUUCAUACUAUGUCCUGUAAUUUGAUUGAUAAACCAUUUCAUAAUCUCAAUGUCACUAGUAUAUAACUGCUAAUGUGAACAAAAAAGCUGAAUUCGAAUAUUUUCAUGUUUAAUACAUUUCUUUGUUGUUUUUUUUCAGUGGUUUCUCUUUGAUACAAAAUGAAAAUAGAACCC
Messenger RNA from Schistosoma intercalatum, 5757 nucleotides. Lineage: Eukaryota; Metazoa; Platyhelminthes; Trematoda; Strigeidida; Schistosomatidae. The record is from the annotation of a GenBank genome assembly.